Molecule: messenger RNA, 551 nt
Organism: Penaeus monodon (black tiger shrimp)
Lineage: Eukaryota; Metazoa; Arthropoda; Malacostraca; Decapoda; Penaeidae
Product: cAMP-responsive element modulator-like
Exons: 2
Coding region: 96-365 (89 amino acids)
Biological process (GO): regulation of transcription by RNA polymerase II
Cellular component (GO): nucleus; transcription regulator complex
Molecular function (GO): RNA polymerase II cis-regulatory region sequence-specific DNA binding; DNA-binding transcription factor activity, RNA polymerase II-specific
Source: RefSeq, a predicted model, not a curated record
UAAUUCAUCUGUAAAUCUCCAUCUUGUUUCCAGUUAUUCCAGCCAGCAGUCUCCAGCUGAGUGGUCAAGGCACAGAAGGUCUUCAGACUAUCGCCAUGACAAAUGCAGCCACAGCAGGAGGGGCUGUAGUCCAUUAUGCCCCUGGCUCUGACCCUCAGUUCAUUGUCCCAGUUGCAACAGGUGAUUUGAGUAGCCUUAAAAUAGCCACGAGUACAAGUGCUGGGCUGGCACAGGGUGUGGUUCUGGCAACCACUGGUUCAGCAGUUCAUGGUUCUGGUGAUCAGAUAGCAGAGGAAGCUUCUCGGAAACGUGAAAUAAGGCUUAUGAAAAACAGGUAUGAGAUGUGGUUUCAGUUGUUUCAUUAGGUUUUGAUAGUCUAAUCAACUUCCUAAUAUUCUUAUUUAUUCCACUUUUUUUAUUAUUAAACUUUACAUUUAUUCUUCACAUUGUAAAUGCUUAUUAUAUGGGUAAAUUUCCAUUUUGAAAGUUAAUUUAGCCCUUUAACAUCAUACACCAAUGAUAUGUAGAAAAUAAAAUACACCCUGAAAUGU